Messenger RNA from Schistosoma margrebowiei, 7316 nucleotides. The record is from the annotation of a GenBank genome assembly. NCBI's taxonomy places the organism in Eukaryota, Metazoa, Platyhelminthes, Trematoda, Strigeidida, Schistosomatidae.
AUUGGUUAACUUAUUGAAUGACUUUUGUUUAAAUUAGUAACAGUUUAGUGCGCCCACACACACACACGCACGCACACGUACACACAUACACAACAACAACAACAACAACAAAUUCGCUAUCAACCUUUGCAAGAUUUCUGAGUUAAUCACUAUGAGAUGAAUGGAAUAAAAUCUUAUAUGAAUUGAAUCUUUGAAUGGAACAUAAUAAACGACCUAUUUACUAUCUAAACCAUUAUUAUUAUCAGUUGUAGUACAUUGUAUACAAAUUACAUUAAAUACAACAUAAUCUUACAUGUUACUAUUAUUAUUAAUCAUGGACUAUGAAUGGAUUUUAUGUUAAUAAACGUUUUAAUUCAUAAACAAAACAAACGGAUUUAUGAUUUAUUGAAAUUGAUGAUUCUUUAUACAAGUCUUUAAAAAAAUGUUUAGCCAUUAAGUAAUCUGAAUACCACACACACACACACACACACACACACACAAAGAGAACGAGAGAGAGAGAGUGUGAGAGAAAAGGAGGUUAUUGCAGAGAAUCCACUUUCAACUCCACCAAAAACUUCCAACUAUAUAUAAUGCAACUAUCAAUUUGGAUUGAUUUUUAUCACUAUAUUUAUAUAUUAUUUAUUCUAACCAUUCUAUUUACAAUUCAUCAUUCAAAUCAAUUAAUGUAUAAUAUUAAUGCUCAACCAACACGUAUUAUACGUAUUAAAGAGAAUACACCAAUUGGUACUGUAAUUAUACCAAAUAUAAUUGAUUUUUUAUAUGGACAAAAUUAUUCACCAAUGGAAUAUUAUGAACAAAAAAAUAAAAAAAAUGAGAAAAAUAUUGAUUAUUUAUUAGCGAUUGGUAAUUCAGUAAUGCAAGGUGCUAAUUGGUUUGCUAUAGAUAAUCAUAAAUAUAGUUUAUAUAUAAAAAUAUCACCAGAUCGUGAUUUAUUAUGUCCAAAUAAUCAAAAAUUACCAGAAACAGCUGUAUCUAUUGCAAAUGGUGGAAUUGAAUUUCCAGAAUAUAAUUUAAAUCUUGGAUCCAAUUAUAAUUUACAAAUCAAUAAUAAUAAUAAUAAUAAUAAUAUUGAUAAUAAUGAUUGUAUAAUAAAAUUAUCAAUUAUACAUGGUUCAUCAGCAAAUCCAUCAUUUGAUUUUAUUACAAUCAUAUUAGAAGAUAUAAAUGAUCAUGCACCAAGUUUUAAAGAGAUUCAAACUAAUUUAGAUAGUAAAACAAAUGAAUUUGUUAUUAGUGUACCAGAAACAUCAAAUUUAAUUGAUAAAAAAGAUGAUAUAUCAAAUAUAAAACAUAGAAUUGAGUAUAAACCAGUAAGAAUUUUAUUACCAACAGCUAUAGAUCCAGAUCAAGGAGUAAAUAGUAUUAAAGGUUAUAGAUUAGAAGGUGAAGAUGCUUUACAUUUUCGACUUGAAGUAGGUCCAUUAAUAAAUAAUGAUUUAAAUUAUCGAAUUCAUAAAGAAUUUCAACAAGUUGGAUUAUUUCAAGAUCAUAAAUCGAAUCGAUUAUGGUUAGUACCAAUUAGAAAUAAUGGUGGAACAACAGAUACUAUAAAUAAUGGUGAAUUAGAUAAAGAACAAAGAAGUGAAUAUCAUUUUAUUUUAGUUGCUUAUGAUGGUGGUUCACCAUCAAGAAUAGGUAAACUUCCUAUUCGAUUAAUGAUUGAAGAUAUUAAUGAUCAUUCACCAGAAUUUAAUCAAGAAUUUUAUACCGGAAAAAUAUCAGAAAAUGAUCCUGGUGGUCAUAUAAUAUUUGAAUUUUCUGCAAGAGAUAGAGAUAAUACAAAAGAGAAUGGUAUUAUAAAAUUUCGUAUCCCUGGUCAAAUGGAUCAUAAUAUAAAUCAAAAUGAAAUUACUGGUCAAAGAGAUAGAAUUAGUUUAACCGAUAGUCAAUUAAUUGCUGCAGAAUUAUUUUCUAUAGAAUAUCCAUAUGAGAAAUCAAAUGAUUUAAUAAAUCUACAAGAAACUUUUUAUAAUAGUACUGUUUAUGGUCGACUUAUUAUUAAACGUCAAUCCAAAGAGAAAAUUCAACAAGCUACAUCGAAAGCUAUUUCAAUUGCUCGACAUAAUCAAAUGAUUAUCGGAUCAAAAUUAGGAUCUAAUUUUCCAUUAAAUCAUCAAUUAAAUAAUAAUAAUAAUCAUAAUGACUUACUAUCUAAUAAUGAUCAAUUACAUUUUUUUAUAGAAGCAUAUGAUAAUGGUAUAACUCCAUUAGUAACUAAAGUACCAGUAAUUAUUCAUAUUAUUGAUGUAAAUGAUCAUCCACCAGAAAUAUUUAUAUCUUAUCUUAAACCUACACAAUCUACAAUAAAUCAAUUAAAUAUAUAUCAUACAGAUAGACGACAUAUAUGGGGUAAAAUAACUGAAAAUUUAGAAAGAUCAAUUAUAGCACAAAUUACUGUGAUUGAUCAAGAUUCAACAUUAAUACAAUCUGAUAUUAUAUGUAAAACAAAUGAUAGUCGAUUUUUAUUAGAAGAAAUCAAUAAUCAUUUAGAUCGAUUUAAUGAUUUUUCAUUAUAUUGGCCUAGUAACAAUUUAUAUAAUAAUAAUAAUAAUAAUAAUAAUAUUGAUUUAAAAUCUCAUUUCAUUGAAUGGAAUAAUCAUAAUAAACCAUUAACAAAAAUAUAUAAAUUAAUGUCAAUUUCUUCAUUAGAUAGAGAAUUUAGUGAUAUACAACCAUCAUUUAUAAAAUUUUCAAUUAUUUGUAUUGAUAAUCAACAUAAUGAAUUACCAGGUGGUUCAUUAACAUCACAAUCGGAUAUAUUAAUUGAAAUAGAAGAUAUAAAUGAUAAUUCACCUAUAUUUGAUUAUAAUGAAUAUACAUUUCAUUUACCAGAAAAUUAUCCAAAAAUCAAAUUAGAACAUACUAUUCAUUUAUCUAAUAUUGAACAUUAUCUUAUUGGAAUAGUACAUGCAACUGAUAAAGAUGAAGGAAUUCAUGGAAAUAUUAAUUAUAAAUUAAUUUCUAAUCCAAGUGAUUCAAUACAAAUAGAUAAAUUGAGUGGAAUGAUUUAUGCUAUUCAACCAUUUGAUCGUGAAACUAUAAAUGAAUUAGUAUUUCAGGUAUAUGCAAUAGAUUGUACAUCAUCAAAUGGAACUAAUGAUCAACAAUGUGAUGAUUCAUUGAGAUUAACAGGAACUGCUAAUGUUCGUAUAAUUAUUGAUGAUUUGAAUGAUUCUCCUCCGAUUUUUCAAGAAGCCAAUUAUCAUUUUGAAGUUGAAGAAGGAUUAGAUCUUGUUAAAGUUGGACAAGUAUGGGCUGUUGAUGCUGAUCAAGAAGAAGCUGCACGUAUUUCUUAUCGUCUAGCAGUUGGAAUUAAUAAUCGAAUUAAAGAACCAAUAAAUGAUGGAAAUUUUGCAGAACAAGUUACAAAGUCCUCCAACAAUCAGAAUCUUUAUGAUGAAGCACUUGAGAUUACCACUCAUUUCCAAAUUGAUCCAAGAAGUGGGAUUAUUCACCUAAAGGGAAGACUAGAUCGUGAAAGACGUGCACACUAUGAAUUUGUAGUUCUAGCGUUGGAUAACCCUAGGUCCAUACCGACUAAAAUAGCUGGAUACCAAAGACAAACAACAAAUGAAGUCAUUCAAUUCACAGCAACGGCAACAGUUCUAAUAACUGUGUUAGACCACAAUGAUAAUCCACCUAGAAUACUCAGUCCAUUGAAUCAUGUAGAGUUUAUGCUAAGCCCAGAUCAGCUAAUUGCUGGAAAUACGAUAUUUACAAUACGUGCGACCGAUCCAGAUUUAGGUGAAAAUGGUACGAUUGAAUACAAAUUACUUCAGGUAGAAGAUGACCUAGGUUCAUGGAAUUUCGCAGAAUCUGUUCAAAGGAAUAGUCAAGUAAAUCAUAGAAAUACUACAGAUACGAAUUCACAAAUGAACCAUGAAAGUAAAUCUUCAAAUGUUGACUAUCCGUUCGCUGUAGAUCGAACUGCAGGCAUUUGUUAUCUUCGCGAGAAUCUACCACCGUUAAAUGUUGAUGGUCCUAGAGCUUAUAUGCUACGUAUAUUAGCCUAUGAUUUAGGAAAACCUGACAGUUUAAACACAACUCUGGUUAUUCGUGUGGCUCGUCAAGUAGGAUCAAAUGGAGAUAUCUCAAAUGGAAUAUUAUACUCAAAUAGAAUUAAUGCUAAAGAAUAUCGACAGACUGGAAGAACAGAAACACAACAAUAUUUAUUUCCAUCAAAUGAGCAUGAUUCUGAAUCCGAUGUUAAAGUUGGAACAUGGACAUCAGCAGGGCAUGCAAGAAUAUCCGAUAAAACAAUGGUUGUUAUUUUAUCAACUGUAUUUGUUUUACUAUUGCUUACAACAAUUGUUCUCCUAUUACUUGUACGCUAUAGACGUCUAUUAAUACGAAAUAUUCCAUUAGAACAAAGUUUAGCAUGUGAUGGUCCUGAUUCGAAAGCAAAUGAAGGUUUUACUGUGGGUAAACCAUUGAGUCCAACUCAAAAUAAUUUGAAUGGUUUCAACGGAUUUUUCACUGAGGUUGUUACAGCUCCUUGGGUUGGUGGUUCAACAUCUCCAGUUGUUUACCCAACUCCAUGUAACUAUCCCACUAUAUACAAUACAGGUGUUAACCGUUCAAGAGGUUGUAUAGCAAAUCCUAAUGCUUGUUGGUCACCUACAACUACUUUAUGUAAAUCACCUAUUUCUAAUCAUGAAAAUCAACGAAAAUGUAUGCAAACACCAACUACAAUGUAUCAUUCAUCACCAUCACAUGGAUUCAGAAUAUUACCAACAUUUGGUGUUACUAGUAAUUGUAUUGGAGUUGGAAAUAAUCGACAAUUUGAUUCCCCUGUUUCAAGUGUAAAUCCAUCAUUCUCUGGACUACCUAAUGGUUAUAUUCUUCAAAAUUAUAGUUUACGAGAUGAUGAUGAUGAUGUUGAUGAUGAUGAUGAAGGUAAUGGAAUAUUUCAUGAUAUAACACCAAAUAAUGAAAUAAAUAAUAAAACUAUUAAAACUAAUGAUGAAAGACAAAAUUUGAAAAAUCCUAAAUCAGAACAAAUUUUUUCAAAAUCAUUAGCUAAUAAUCUUCAUUGUCAAAAUAAAUUACCUGAAACCGAUAUGAUAAGAUCAUUUUCAUCAUUAAAACGAACAGCUAUUAGUCUUGAAGAGCUUAAUGAUUACAAAGAUGAAACAAAUUCUAAAAAUUAUAGUCGUUUAGUACGUUUCCAGUUAGCACAAGGUGAUAUACAUGAAAAUGAUGCUGUGCAUAAUACACCAAUAUCAUCUAGAAAUGAAUAUCAAACUUUAACAUCAUUUCAUCGUGGUGAUGAUGAUAGACAAUUGAAUAAAACUUCACCAUUAUUUUGUAGUUGGAUGAAAUCUGAUCAACAUCAACCGAUUGAAUCAUUCCUAAAUCCAUAUGAUCAAUUAAAUUGUAAAACACAGUUGAAAUCAUCCAAACCAAAUAAUAAUAAUAAUAAUAAUAAUAAUAAUAGUAAUAGUGGGAAACCAAAUCAUACUACUACAACUAAUAAUAAUAAUAAUAGUGGUGGUGGUGGUGGUGGUGGUGGUAGUAAUAGCAACAAUAAUAAUAAUAACAAUGGUAACAUUCAUACUAUAUUCCCAGAUUUUUUUCAAUUACAACCAUUGACACAUUCACAAUUAACUGAUAAUCACAAAACACCAUCAUGUGAGAAUUUAUGCCAAUCGGAUGAUUUUUAUAUGUCAACAAUCAAAUCUAAUAAAAAGUCUAUUAAUAAUAAUGAUAAUAUAUUUGGUAACAGUAAUCAUAAUCAUAAUAAAUUAAUGCCUACAUUGAAUAAAUGUAAUUUAUUAAAUAAUAAUCAUUUAUUAACAAAUUAUCCAACAACAAUUGAAUAUACACAUAAUAUAACAAAUUGUAAUCUUACUACAAAUGAUUUGAAUAAAUCACCUAAUAAAUUAAUGGAAGGAGAGAAAAAAAUGAAAACAACACGUCAAUCAAAAAUGGUUACUUUGAUUUCACCAAAAAAAGAUUCAUCAGUAAUCACUAACAAUAAUAAUAAUAAUAAUAAUAAUAAUAGUAAAGAUAUGAAUGAAAUGCAUAACUUAUAUGAUGAUAAUAAUAAUAAUAAAGGGAAUACUAAUGUAAAUAAAUCUUUAAAUGCUGAAGGUAGUUUUGUUUAAUGUCAUAGUAACAAAAUUAUAAUGAAUUCAUUUAGAUUUAAUCAUUCUCUCUUUCUUUCUUUAUAUAUAUGGAUAAAUAUAAAUAUAAAAUUAUGUAAUUAGAAAUGCAAUUUUUGUAAAGGAAAAAAAGGCAUUUUUUUUCUCUUCAUUUUACAUCCCCACCCCACCCCUCACACACACACACUCACGCACCAAUUUAUACACCUAUUGCAUUUAGCUCAUCUUCCCUCUUUUUUUUCUUUUUUUUUAAAAAAUCGAUUUGAAUUUACACACCUCACCGAUUCAAUGUCCGAUGCGUAAAAUUUUAAAAUUACUUCUCAAUUGUUACUAUAUAUAUUGACUAAAAUGAUUAUAAAGAAAAUUAAAACAGAUUCUAUCGUAAAAGUAGACAUUUCAGUAAUUCCAUUAAGUAACUAUGUACUGGAUAGAAAUCAAAAGUGUUGUUUAUUAUUGUAUUAUAUUGUAUUGAUGAAAUUACCAAUAUAGGAAAGUAUCGUACAAUGCUGGUCUAUGCUCCAUUUGAGGGUAACAGGCCUAGGUAAAGUAAUAUAUACAUAUGUUUUUCUUACUUUUAUUAUUUGUACAGUUAUAAAAAGCACAAAUAUUUAUUUCUUUUACAAGACAAUAUUAUACCGAAAUCAUUUUCUGGUUUUUGUAAAACCUUCAGAACUGUUCUAGUAAUGUAUUCACAGACAUUUCAAUGCUCAUCUUCAAUAUUUUUUACAAGAACUCAUUCAUAACUACAUAUGUCCAUUUAAACAAUAUCGUAAAUGAAUCAACAACGACAACAAAAAUCCUAGAUGAUCUAUGAAAGCUUUUAAUUCUUAUAUAAAAUGAUUCUUUUGUCCUAUUUAAACUUGAAUUCAUUUUGAUUUGGUUAUUUAUUCUUUGAAGAAGUGGCUUACAUUGAGUUACGAAACAUUGGAAAAUUUAAAUUUCUUUUUUUUUACUCAAUUGGAAUAUUAUGAAUAUAUUACUUAAUUAAUAUCUUUAUUGCAUUUAUAAUUUGCAACGUUAACCCUAUUGUUAUUAUUAUUAUUGUUAUGUUCAACCAACACUUGAACUUAACUAUGUUACAUUAUGACGUCGUAAUUAAGAACUGAAGUAUUAUUUAAUACUGUAUAUAUUGUUUAUGAAUAAGAUAUGAGUAAAGUUGUUUUCUUUUUAAGUUUCAUUUGUAAAUAAAAUGUAAAUUGAUUGUAUUUCAGU